Molecule: messenger RNA, 822 nt
Organism: Suillus subaureus
Lineage: Eukaryota; Fungi; Basidiomycota; Agaricomycetes; Boletales; Suillaceae
Exons: 4
Coding region: 43-654 (203 amino acids)
Source: RefSeq, a predicted model, not a curated record
CUGAAAUCUUGAGACUUGUACUUUUUUUUUGCCAAAAAGCAGAUGAAAGGUCUCUCCUAUAGGCCAAAAAUUGGUAUGACACGGGAGUUGGCGGACUUGUACCGCGAGAUGAAUCGAGCAUUCAAGGCUUUCCUCGCCUCUGCCUCUGUACACCUCAACAUCAACGACCAUUUCCUGCCCAGCGAUCUGCGCAGUGCCUUUGGUAAACUCAAAACUUGUCGCUUGCUUACUAUUAGCGUUGUCCUACCGCCGCCGACGAAGUGUAAGACCUAUUCAAACUUCUUUAUCUUUACUAUAUCAAACUAUCAAACUGAAAUAGCUUGUCAGAUGUGCUACCGACAGCUGCGAUUCACCAAAAAUGCGGCAUGCGGUCAUCUCACAUUCGAAGGCGACACUUACAUUGAUUGUUUUGCACAAGACUGCAAGAUCAGUACCAAUCAUCCGUCCACGUGCGGAUCACCGGCGAAACCAUGCAAUUGCCGUCGGUAUUACAGUCAACCCCAGCGGCUGGUCACACUAGAAGUAUACCGCAUCCCUCAAUUUAAUUUUGGUCUGGUGUUGAUCCGUCAUGUUCACAGCGUCCGGGAACAUGUCCACACUGCCCAUCAUGACAAGAUGCAACUAAUCCAACAUACCUCACCGCUGGUCGUCUGACCUCAGUCUGUAUAUAUAUAUAUAUCAUGUCUUGGAUCACCUAAUAUUCUUCCAAUUAUUCAGUUAGUGUUCAUGUCUGCCACCCCAGUGGUUUCAAAAAUCCCCUUCCCUAGAAAUUAUAUCUUUACUAUGUAUAACUACACAUCCAACCCCAAUAACACGUCAUCA